GAUUACGCUGGCCACCCGCCCCUGGCCCUGCGGCUUCGACCACUGGCCGGCGAGGUCCUGGAGAGGCCGGCGGAGAGGAGGGGCUCGUUGGUUUCACAGUGACGCGCUGAGCACCCGCAGGGUGCCACACGCCAUGCUCCCUGUCCCCACCUGCUGGGCGCCUUCCCAGGCUGUCACAUAGCUCACGAGAGUUGUGGUUCUCAACUCCGAUAGAAGUGGAAUUACUGGUCAAAGGGCAUUCAGAUUUGGGAGAAGUGGCCCCAGAAAUAAAAGCGUCAGAGAGACGAACAGCUGUGGCCAUUGCAGAUUUGGAAUGGAGAGAAAUGGAAGGAGAUGAUUGUGAUUUCCGUUAUGGAGAUGGUACAAAUGAGGCUCAGGACAAUGACUUUCCAACAGUGGAGAGAAGCAGGCUUCAAGAAAUGCUGUCACUUUUGGGCCUAGAGACAUACCAGGUCCAGAAACUCAGCCUCCAGGACUCUCUGCAGAUAAGUUUUGACAGCAUGAAGAACUGGGCUCCUCAGGUUCCCAAAGACUUGCCCUGGAAUUUCCUUAGGAAGCUGCAGGCCCUCAAUGCGGAAGCCAGGAACACCACCAUGGUGCUGGAUGUGCUUCCAGAUGCCAGGCCUGUGGAGAAGGAGAGCCAGAUGGAAGAGGAAAUCAUCUACUGGGACCCCGCUGAUGACAUCACCGCUGACAUUUAUUCUUUUUCUGAGCUGCCCACUCCCGACACACCAGUGAACCCCUUAGACCUUCUCUGUGCUCUUCUGCUCUCCUCAGACAGUUUCCUGCAACAAGAAAUAGUGUUGAAAAUGUCCCUCUGCCAGUUUGCACUCCCUCUUGUGUUGCCUGACUCAGAAAACCACUACCACACAUUUCUGCUGUGGGCCAUGCGGGGCAUUAUGCGGACAUGGUGGUCCCAGCCCCCGAGGGGGCUAGGGAGCUUCCGUGAAGACAGUGUGGUCCUGUCCAGAGUACCCACCUUUGCCUUUGUGCGCAUGGAUGUCAGUAGCAAUUCCAAGUCCCAGCUUCUCAAUGCCAUCCUCAGCCCGGGCCACAGGCAAUGGGACUGCUUCUGGCACCGGGACCUCAACUUGGGCACCAAUCCCCGGGAGAUUGCAGAUGGGUUGAUAGAAAUUUCCUGGUUUUUUCCUGGUGGCAGGGAAGACUUGGACAUUUUCCCGGAGCCUGUGGCCUUUCUGAACCUGAGAGGUGACAUUGGGUCUCAUUGGCUGCAGUUUAAACUCUUGACAGAAAUCUCCUCUGCUGUGUUUAUAUUGACCGACAACAUCAGUAAGAAAGAAUACAAACUGCUGUAUUCCAUGAAGGAGUCGACCACAAAAUACUACUUCAUUCUGAGUCCUUACCGUGGGAAACGUAACACCAACCUGAGAUUCUUGAAUAAAUUAAUUCCUGUGCUGAAAAUAGACCAUUCCCACGUCCUUGUGAAAGUCAGCAGCACUGACAGCGAGAGCUUUGUGAAGAGGAUUCGUGCAAUCAUCGGGAACGUGGUGCGGGCCCCCUGCAGGAGGGUGUCUGUAGAGGACAUGGCACAUGCAGCCCGUAAGCUGGGCCUAAAAGUUGAUGAGGACUGUGAGGAGUGUCAGAAGGCAAAAGACCGGAUGGAGAGAAUUACUAGGAAGAUCAAAGACUCAGAUGCCUACAGAAGGGAUGAGCUGAGGCUGCAGGGGGACCCCUGGAGAAAGGCAGCCCAAGUGGAAAAGGAGUUCUGCCAACUACAGUGGGCCACGGAUCCCCCUGAAAAGCACAGGGCUGACCUGAGGCGUCGGCUGCUAGAACUUAGGAUGCAGCAGAAUGGCCAUGACCCCACAUCAGGGGUUCAAGAGUUCAUCUCGGGGAUCAGCAGCCCCUCCCCGGGCGAGAAGCAGUACUUCUUGAGGUGGAUGGAGUGGGGGCUGGCUCGGGUAGCCCAGCCGCGACUGAGACAACCUUCAGAGACUCUGCUCACUCUGAGACCAAAGCAUGGGGGGGCCGCAGACUUGGGUGAGCCUCUCUGGCCCGAGCCCCUGGGGGUGGAGCACUUCCUGCGGGAGAUGGGACAGUUUUAUGAGGCUGAGAGCUGCCUGGUGGAGGCAGGGAGGCUGCCGGCAGGCCAGAGGCGUUUUGCCCACUUCCCAGGCUUGGCCUCGGAGCUGCUGCUGGCAGGGCAGCCCCUGGAACUGAUUGACGGGAGCACCCUGAGCACUCCUGUCCGCUGGGUCACAGGGCUCCUGAAAGAGCUGCAUGUCCGACUGGAGAGACGGUCACGACUAGUGGUUCUGUCAGCCCUUGGGGUGCCAGGCACGGGAAAGUCCACACUCCUCAACACUAUGUUUGGGCUGCGGUUUGCCACAGGGAAGAGCUGUAGUUCUCGAGGGGCCUUUAUGCAGCUCAUCACAGUGGCUGAGGGCUUCAGCCAGGACCUGGGCUGUGACCACAUCCUAGUGAUAGACUCUGGGGGGCUGAUAGGUGGGGCUUUGACCUCGGCUGGGGACAGGUUUGAGCUGGAGGCUUCGCUGGCCACUCUGCUUAUGGGGCUGAGCAACGUCACUGUGGUCAGUUUAGCUGAAACAAGGGACAUUCCGCCAGCUAUUCUGCAUGCAUUUCUGAGGUUGGAAAAAACAGGGCACAUGCCCAACUAUCAGUUUGUAUACCAGAACCUUCAUGAAAUGUCUGCCCCCAACCCCAGGCCGAGAGACAGGAGACAGCUCCUGGAUCCACCUGGCGACCUAAGCAGAGCUGCAGCCCAGAUGGAGAAACAGGGUGAGGGCUUCCGGGCACUGGCAGGGCUGGCCUUCUGCGACCCUGAGAAGCAGCACAUCUGGCACAUCCCCGGCCUGUGGCAUGGGGCACCUCCCAUGGCUGCAGUGAGCUUAGCCUACAGUGAAGCCAUAUUUGAAUUGAAGAGAUGCCUGCUAGAAAACAUCAGGAAUGGCUUGUCCAAUCAAAACAAAAAUAUCCAGCAGCUCAUUGAGCUGGUGAGACGGCUCUGAGUGUGGAGACAAACCAAGUUCAGGUGCAGGAGGCUGCUGUGGGUGGCCUGUCCUGAUGGGGUGUCCAUGUGUGACUGCACCCUGGCACAUAAGAAUGACUGGUGUCCUACCCACAUGAGAAGGAAGACAAGCAAAAGACAGAGGGUUUGGAGUCUCCUACGCAGUGUUAAGAAAGGAAGUAACCUCACAGACCAGUUUAGAGAUGUUAUCGGGAAUAUAAAAGACCCCCGUGGUGGGCGAGACACAAGCAGUCACUUGUUGUCUGUCUUAACCCCUGACAGGGAUGUUGUGAGGUGAGCCCUCUGUACAGCUGCUCUCUGUCACUGGCCCCUGGCGUGGGUAGCUGUUUCCUCAACCAGUGCAGGCCCAGGCAGGCAGGAGAUACCCAGGACGGAGGUGGGGAAAUUGAGGAAACAGAGGUAGGCCUUGUCCCCACCCAAACCUAGGGCCUCUUGGUGGACCAGCAUUCGAGAUGUUUUGGUGACAUGAUCCUGGCCCCUGCAGUAAGUGCCCACAGUGUGCAAGGCACUACCGUGGCACCAUAUUUAUUGAUUGAUUUGUGAAGGCUUCCCUGACUCCUGCCCAGGAAGAGUUCAUCGGUCACUCUGUUGUGCCCCACAGCACUUUGUUUUACCUCUGCCACAUACUUCACAUGGCGCAUUGUAACUCAUGUGUUUACAUGUCUGCCCCCCAGACUGUGCGCUCCUUGAGGGCAGGGACUGUCCAUUAUCCAGCU
Carlito syrichta (Philippine tarsier) is the source of this 3726-nucleotide messenger RNA. Its product is annotated as up-regulator of cell proliferation. Gene Ontology annotation, molecular function: GTP binding. The transcript has 6 exons. NCBI's taxonomy places the organism in Eukaryota, Metazoa, Chordata, Mammalia, Primates, Tarsiidae. The record is from RefSeq and is a predicted model, not a curated record. The coding region runs from base 324 to 2990 and encodes 888 amino acids.